Messenger RNA from Paramisgurnus dabryanus, 5474 nucleotides. RefSeq names its product adenylate cyclase 3a (gene adcy3a). NCBI's taxonomy places the organism in Eukaryota, Metazoa, Chordata, Actinopteri, Cypriniformes, Cobitidae. Gene Ontology annotation, molecular function: adenylate cyclase activity. The record is from RefSeq and is a predicted model, not a curated record. Gene Ontology annotation, biological process: cAMP biosynthetic process; intracellular signal transduction; adenylate cyclase-activating G protein-coupled receptor signaling pathway. Gene Ontology annotation, cellular component: plasma membrane.
UCAUUUGCGAAUCGGACAUCGCCGUUCGUACAUUUAGAAAGUGAGGACGACUCUGGUCUACACAGCAAAAUCUUGUGUGCAAAACUGAAGGUUGUGUCAUUACUGACUUGUUUUAAUCUAUGAAACGGACUGUCGCGCGAUUACCGACGACUUUUGGUGGAGAGAGCCUUCGAAUAAACCACCCAGAGGAUUGUUUAUGCGUUUUACGGAGGAUUUUUGUCCUCCGCAUCCAAGGUUUAUCUUUGUCGCACUCUACAUCUGUAAAGGAUUCGGUGUUGGAGCUUUAAUGGCUGUAAAAUGUUAUAUGGCUCGGUUAUGGGUACAGUAUGAUAAAGACAGCGCUGCAUUUCCAUAAGAAACGGACAGUUUGGAGAGAUAUCCACGUCUUCAUCCCUGAACCUUUGACACAAUCCUGUUUCGCGUGUCUAGUUGCGAUUUUGUGGAAUCGUCAGUGAAUUCAUCAGGAUGAAUACAUUUUUUAACAAUAACGCAAGACUGCAGCGGUGUAUUAUGAUAUUAAUUUCCAUAUUUCACACGGCGUGAGAGCGCAACAUGUUUUUACUGCCUGAAUCCUGUACGCACACAUAAUGCACAGGACGAGAAAUGCAUAAUAAUAACAGAGUGUAUCAGGCCUCUGAUCACGAUCACGUCUAAAUUCUCGAUUUAAACCUUCUUUUGGCUUUUAUUUGAUUUAUCACAGCGUGUCAUGUUGAUCUGGGCAGGAAAAUGGUCGUAUUGCUUCCUUCCUGAGUCCUGAUGUUCUUCAUCUAUCCAAAGAUUCACCAUGGAAACCCAGAGUGAGCGCUGGUGGACACCCAGACUGGAUCCUGGAUUGAAUAAAGAGAGGCAGAUAAACGUGUAAACAGCUUCUUUACACUUUUCUUUUUAACUAUUAUUCAUAUUUAAUUUGCUUGCUGAGACUUGUUUGUGCAGGCAAAACAUGGUCAGUUGUUUAAGAUCCCCAAGUGCCAAAGUGUCUGUAGAGGACACAUGAGGUGCUGUUAGGUGCCAAUGAGUAAAACAGAGUAAACAUGCAUACAAGAUCUGCUUCAACAUCUGAACAUGCAGUGCAUGACAAUCACGCGUCAACUUUAGAUCUGCUCAACGUACAUCUCAGGUUUGGACAUCGGUGGACACGUUUUAAAGACGUCCGAGCGACUAAGCACAAUGUUUUUUGAAUGUCUGUUGUGUUAAAGAGUACAAAAACCUGCAAAAAAUAGUUUAUUAUACGUUACAAUCAAACCUCGACAAUGCCUCGGAACCGGGCCUUUUCUGAGCCGGAGUAUUCGGCAGAAUAUUCGGCGGACUGUUCGGUCACACUGCCCUCUGACCCUGGUCAGGCUGUCGGACGCACCCACGAGGUGACCGUGCGCAGUUCCGGCUGCUGCCUGUGUCUGCCGCGGUUCAUGCGCCUGACCUUUGCACCUGACUCUCUGGAGAACCUCUAUCAGACCUAUUUCCGCCGGCAGAGGCACGAGACCUUGCUCGUGCUGGUGGUUUUUGCAGCCCUUUUCGACUGCUACGUCAUUGUGAUGUGCACUGUGGUUUAUACCAGCGAUAAGCUGGCAUCUGUGGCCGUGGCGUCGGUGGGACUGGCCGCAGACAUCCUACUCUACGUGCUGUGCCGGUACGGCCUGCUCCCAGACCGCGUGUCACGCCGGCUGGUGCCCUAUGCCCUUUGGGUGCUCAUAGCGGCCCAGAUCUUUUGUUAUCUAGGAUUGAACUUUGCCCGCUUCCACCAGCCCAGUGACACUGUAGGCUGGCAGGCCUUUUUUAGCUUUUCCUUCUUUUUGACACUGCCGCUUCGGCUAACUCCUAUAGUGCUCAUCACGGCCGUUUCCUGUGGGGUGCACACCCUGGUGCUGGGCGUCACUAUCGCCCAGCAGCAGCAAGAAGACAUUCAGGGGGCGGCCCUCGGAAGACAGUUGCUGGCCAACAUUGUAAUAUACUCGUGUGCCAUCACAGUGGGCAUCAUGUCGUAUUACAUGGCCGACCGCAAACACCGUAAAGCCUUUCUAGAGACCCGACAGUCCCUGGAGGUAAAGCUGAACCUGGAGGAGCAGAGUCAGCAGCAGGAGCGCCUCCUGCUUUCCAUCCUGCCAAAGCACAUCGCAGACGAGAUGCUUCAGGACAUGAAGAAAGAACCCAGUCAGAAAGAGAUGCAACAGUUCAACACCAUGUACAUGUAUCGGCACGAGAAUGUCAGUAUUUUGUUCGCAGACAUCGUGGGGUUCACGCAGCUCUCCUCGUCCUGUAGCGCACAGGAAUUGGUUAAGUUGCUCAACGAAUUGUUUGCUCGCUUUGACAAGCUGGCUGCUAAAUACCACCAAUUGAGGAUAAAGAUCCUGGGCGACUGCUAUUACUGUAUUUGUGGCCUUCCAGAUUACCGUGAUGACCAUGCGGCGAGCUCCAUAAUGAUGGGCUUAGCCAUGGUUGAGGCAAUUUCAUACGUUCGGGAGAAGACACAGACGGAUGUUGACAUGCGUGUCGGCGUACAUUCUGGGACAGUCUUGGGCGGGGUGCUUGGCCAGAAGCGCUGGCAAUACGAUGUGUGGUCAACUGACGUGACGGUGGCCAAUAAGAUGGAAGCAGGGGGAAUUCCAGGGCGAGUUCACAUCUCCCAGAAUACCCUUGAGUGUCUGCACGGAGAGUUUGAUGUUGAGCCAGGAAAUGGUGGGGACCGUUGCGAGUAUCUGAAGGAGAGGGGCAUUGAGACUUACUUGGUGGUGGUGCCCAAAGGACCUCUGGGCAAGAAUGGCAUCAAUGGAGUAAAGCUUUCAGUGACAUCAUCUAAUGGCAAUUCUCCAUUACUGAUCAACACUAAAGAGUGUAACGGAAGCGUCCACACGGCAUGCACGACACCAGAAGAGCCAGAGGAACUGGACACACGGGUGGUGAACCCUUCGUUUCCUAACCCUCGGCGUCGCUUGCGUCUGCGUGAUCUGGCUGAGCGGGUGAUUGAUGCUCAGGAGAAUGAACAGGAGCUCAAUAAACUCCUAAAUGAAGCUUUGCUGGAGAGAGAGACAGUACAAGCGCUUAAAGGCAAGUACACUAAUCGUCUGUCCCUGCGUUUUACGGACCCGGAGCUGGAGACUCGUUUCUCAGUUGAGAAGGAGAAACAGAGCGGCGCGGCGUUUAGCUGCUCGUGUGUUGUUCUGCUAUUCACUGCGGUCAUGGAAGCGCUCAUUGACCCCUGGUUGGUGGCAAACUAUGUGACUCUAGUCGUGGGUGAAGUUUUGCUUCUUAUUCUCACUAUCUGUUCACUGGCAGCCAUUUUCCCACGGGUAUUUCCGAAGAGACUGGUGUCGUUCUCCACAUGGAUUGAUCACACGCGCUGGGCCCGCAACACUUGGGCCAUGGCAGCCAUCUUUAUAGUCACAAUGGCAGACAUAGUAGAUAUGCUAAGCUGUCGGCCAUCUCAGCUCUCCACAAAUGAUGCGACAGAGAGCACUCCGGUCACACCAGGAACCAGGGAAUGUUUGGAGAAUCCUAAAUAUUACAACUACAUUGCAGUUUUAGCCCUAAUAGCCACCACCAUGCUGGUGCAGGUCAGCCACAUGGUCAAACUCACCCUCAUGCUACUGAUCACAGUAGCUACAGGCGUGGUCAACAUCUACAGCUGGCGGGACAUCUUUGACGUUUAUGACCUGUCUCGGUUUAAGGACUACAGGAUUUAUCUUGUGCCAUCCAAAUACACCAUGAGCGUGAUGAUCUUCAUCAUGAUGAUCAGCUUCUACUACUUUUCCCGACAUGUUGAGAAGCUUGCACGCACGCUGUUCUUGUGGAAGAUUGAAGUUCACGAACAGAAGGAAAAGGUGUACGAGAUGAGACGCUGGAACGAAGCUCUGGUCACUAACAUGCUUCCGGAGCACGUUGCCAGACACUUUCUGGGCUCCAAGAAAAGAGAUGAGGAGCUCUACAGCCAAUCCUACGAUGAGAUUGGAGUCAUGUUUGCAUCUAUACCAAACUUCUCUGAUUUCUACACGGAGGAAAGCAUCAACAAUGGCGGGAUCGAGUGCCUGAGGUUCCUCAAUGAAAUCAUUUCCGACUUUGAUAGUCUUUUGGAUGAGCCACAGUUUCGCUGUAUAACCAAAAUCAAGACUAUCGGAAGCACCUACAUGGCAGCAUCAGGAGUCACUUCAGACAAUAACACUAAUGGUUAUGCAUGUGUGAAGAAAGAAGAGAUUUCAGACAGGGAAAGAUGGCAGCACUUGGCCGAUCUGGCUGAUUUCGCUCUGGCCAUGAAGGUGACACUGAUGAACAUCAACUACCAGUCGUUUAAUAACUUCAUGCUCCGCAUCGGGUUGAAUAAAGGAGCAGUUUUGGCUGGAGUUAUUGGGGCCCGUAAACCUCAUUUUGACAUCUGGGGAAACACUGUGAAUGUCGCCAGUCGAAUGGAGUCCACAGGGGUGAUGGGAAACAUCCAGGUGGUGGAGGACUGCUACUGCAUCUUGAAGGACUACGGCUUCCGCUUUGUUAGAAGGGGACCAAUAUUCGUGAAAGGGAAAGGAGAACUGCUCACCUAUUUCCUAAAGGGACGAGAAAAGCAAGGCUCCUUCAUCAAUGGCUCCUUUGUCAAUCUGCCGCACCAAGUUGUGGACAGCUCUUGACCAACACGUGCACACACGCUGUCAUAUAUAAAACUCUCCAAAUCUCUCUCGCACACUCCACAUCAUACCUCCUCCGCUGACUACAUGUGCUCCAGUAAUUAGUACUUUCAAAUUUGUUUCUGUAUUUAUUAGACAGGAAAGACAUGUUGAUAGGAAAUGAGAAUGACAUUGUGUUCAUAUAAGAGAAAUACCAUAUAAUAUAAAGUUAUGAAGUGUUCACAGCCAACAAGAUUUAAAUAGGCUGUGUUCAUAUAAGAGAAAAACUAUAUAAUAUAAAGUUAUGAAGUGUUCAUAGCCAAACAAGAUUUGAAAAGGCUGCUGAACGGAGUUUUAGCUAUUUUAAACUACACAAAGGAAACAGUACACACUAUGAACUUGGCUGUAUAUUAUACACUGGCUGCUCGAAAGAAACCUUUGAAUUAUGUACUUAUUUCUUUUUUUGAUUUAAAAUGAUUUAAAGAUUACAGAUGAUCCUGAAGGUCCCGGUUGUAUCUGAAUGUUGUUUAAAAUCUACUCUGAAUGCCUGUGUAAAAACACUGCCUUUUCCACUUGGUGAAGAGCGAGCGAGCGUGCGUGCAGCAUGAGUAUAUGUACAUUUUUUGUAUUUGUGAGUUUAACUUUUGUCACCUUAGUAUAUUGUCACUCUUGUCACUUUAGAUUUUUUGACUUCGCAGUCAUUUUUAAAGGACAUACAGUGAGAUGCAAACGUCUGAGUCCUCUUCGAAAAUCUGGUGUGAAAAUCUACAGUGGUGUGAAAAAGUGUUCGCCCUUCUUGAUUUGUUUUUUGCAUGUUUGUCAAACUUUAAUGUUUUAGAUCACCUAACAAAUUGAAAUAAUAAUUAAAGAUAACACAAGUAAACACAA